Apis cerana (Asiatic honeybee) is the source of this 1649-nucleotide messenger RNA. RefSeq names its product putative cytochrome P450 6a17. Gene Ontology annotation, molecular function: iron ion binding; monooxygenase activity; oxidoreductase activity, acting on paired donors, with incorporation or reduction of molecular oxygen. The record is from RefSeq and is a predicted model, not a curated record. NCBI's taxonomy places the organism in Eukaryota, Metazoa, Arthropoda, Insecta, Hymenoptera, Apidae.
AUUUAAAGCUUCGUCCGUUCAAGUUGAGAACAUCAAUUGUGCUCUCAUCUCGUCAUUCCACAUUGGAGCAGACGAGUGAACACUGGUCUUAAAACCGGAUUUUCAUUUCGUAUCAUAAACAUAUCAUGCUCCAUUAUUUUCAAAUAUUAACCGCAUUCGUCGCGGUUUUUCUCGCUUUAUAUUAUUACUUCAUAUCGAGGUUUGAUUUUUGGAAAAAUCACGGCGUGAUUGGACCCAAACCUAUACCACUUUUUGGAAACGCCAAAGAUGUUCUGCUAAGAAAAAUUGGAAUUGGCACCUUUAUAACGGAACUCUAUCAGAAAUACGAGAACGAGCGAAUGUUUGGGAUAUUCAUCGGCAAAUUGCCCAAUCUCGUUUUGCGCGAUCUUGAUCUUAUCAAGGAUGUUUUAAUUAAAGAUUUCUCUAUAUUUGAUAAUCGAGGAUUAAAUGUUCUCGAACGAGCCGACCCUUUUUCUGUAAAUAUAUUCACUAUAAAUGCUAAAAGAUGGCGACCAUUAAGAGCGAGAUUGUCACCUGUGUUUACUUCUGGUAAAUUGAAAGAAAUGUUCCCCUUGAUAUUGGAAUGCGCCGAACAUUUGGAGCAAUGUUUAGAGGAUAUUGUGAAAAAAGGAGAGCCUGUGGAUUUUUAUGAAAUAUCAGAGAGAUACACCAUAGAUGUUAUUGGAAGUUGCGCUUUUGGAAUCAACAUGAACGCGUUGUCAGACGAGUCUAGUGAAUUCCGCAAAAUGGGAAAAAGUAUCUUUGAUCAAAAUAUAAUCAAGUUUAUGAGAAAUUUUCUUCGAGAUUUCUUUCCACGAUUCUAUAAUUUACUUGGCUUCGUAUUACCGUACGCGAAAUCAAUUGUAUUCAUGACCAAGCUAAUCAAGGAGACGAUCAAAUAUAGGGAAGACAAUAAUGUCACGAGAUUAGAUUUUGUAAAUUCGUUGAUGGAUUUGAAGAAGCAUCCGGAAAAAUUAAAGAAUAUUGAAAUAACGGACACUUUCCUUGCCGCGCAAGCUUCCAUUUUCUUCGCGGCUGGGUUUGAAACGUCAACAGCGGCAAUGGCACAUUUUCUUUAUGAAAUGGCUCUGAAUCCUAGCAUGCAAGAUAAACUACGAAAAGAAUUGAAAGAAUUCCACGUCAAAAAUAAUGGGAAUCUGAAAUACGAGGAUAUCAAAGAAAUGAAAUAUUUCGACAAAGUAUUUAAAGAAACACUUAGAAAAUAUCCACCAGGAAUGAUUCUAAGGCGAGAAUGCAACACUAAUUAUACCUUUCGUGGUACAAAAGUAACGAUACCUGUUGGAACUGUUGUAAUUAUUCCUUUGUAUGGAAUUCAAAUAGAUCCAAAAUUCUACGAAAAUCCAGAUGUGUUUGAUCCCGAAAGAUUUAACGACGAUGCAGUAGCUGCAAGGCAUCCAAUGAGCUAUAUGCCAUUUGGCGAUGGACCAAGGAAUUGCAUUGGAGCACGGUUUGCAGUUUAUCAAACAAAACUUGGAUUGAUAAAAAUGCUGCAAGAUUUCAGAGUAGACAUUUGCGAAAGGACGAUGAUUCCUUAUGUAAAAAAGACAAAUUCACUUAUGUUCACACCUAAAGAUGGAAUUUUCUUGAAGAUAGAAAAAAUAAUUGAUUAAAGUAAAAGCAAAAAUAAA